AUGUUUGGCAAGAAUAUAGAGAAGACGCCAAACCACAGGCCGUCGUCGUCAUGCUCUUACGAUAACGACCCUGAAGCCCCCCAGGUCCUUCGUCCAACAAUUUCCAACACAGACGCUCCUCCUCCAGUAUUCGAUCCAGAUACCUUUAACCCUCCAGACGGUGGGUUCCGAGCAUGGUCUCAAGUCUUCGCGGUUAUCCUCAUCAAUGCACUGGCAUGGGGUUACCCUGCCUCCUUCGGCGUUUACCAACUCCAUUAUGAAGAGUCUCUUGGCCUACCAUCGUCCCAGAUCUCGUGGAUUGGUUCUUGUCAGACUUUCUUGACUUUCGCUUUCUGCGCCCCGGCUGGUCGUCUUGCCGAUGCUGGAUAUACUCGAGAGACCGUAGCCCUUGGGAGCUUCUUAGCCAUCCUCGGCACGUUCAUGACAAGUCUGUGUACGCAAUACUGGCAAAUAUUUCUUGCACAAGGUGUUUGUACCGGCAUUGGCCUUGCCCUACUUUUCAUGCCUGCUGUGACCGUUCUGGGUUCUUAUUUCAAGGCAAAGAAAGCAUUCGCUCUUGCGUUGGGUGCCACGGGCACUGGCUUAGGAUCCAUAAUCUUCCCUGCUACUUUGCAAUAUCUUAUUCCACAAAUUGGGUUCCCAUGGGCUGUUAGAUGUGCUGCUUUUGUUGCCCUUUUUAUGAUCGUUAUCGCCAACCUCAUGUUGAAGCCGUAUCUGCCGCCCAGGAAGUCAGGGCCAUUGAUGGAAUGGGAGGCGUUUAGAGAACUCCCUUUUAUCCUGUUCGUUUUAGGCGCUUUCCUGAACUUUUAUGCUCUUUACUUUGGUUUCUUUUAUAUCAAUGUUUAUGCACGAAACGUGAUUGGAUUCACAUCUGUCGAAGCAGUUAGCUUGUUGCUCAUUCUCAACGCCAUGAGUAUUCCCGCCCGUCCCAUAAUGGGAUACCUUGCAGACAAUGUUUUGGGGCCAAUAAACACGUUCAUUAUUGGCCUAGCAGCGCUCAGCAUCAUGGUAUACUGCUGGAUGGGUGUCAAAACUGCUGCGGGAAUGUAUGUGUUUUGUGUCUUCUUUGGAUUCGCGAACGGCGCGUGUCAAGGAACGUUUGUUGGAGCAAAUGCCAGCUUGACCAAGGAUCCUCGAAAAAUGGGAACUCGCUUCGGUAUGGUCCAAACGAUUUCUGCUUUUGCCAGUCUGGCAGGCCCGCCAACUGCAGGCGCCAUUCUCGACACUUCCAACGGCAACUUUACCUAUGCGCAGAUUUGGGGUGGAACCGUGUUCUUACUUGCUGCCAUUGUAACGUCGGGAUCCCGAAUUGCAUCGACAGGAUGGGUCUUCUUGAAAAAGAAAUAA
Molecule: messenger RNA, 1347 nt
Organism: Fusarium coffeatum
Lineage: Eukaryota; Fungi; Ascomycota; Sordariomycetes; Hypocreales; Nectriaceae
Exons: 3
Coding region: 1-1347 (448 amino acids)
Biological process (GO): transmembrane transport
Cellular component (GO): fungal-type vacuole membrane
Molecular function (GO): transmembrane transporter activity
Source: RefSeq, a predicted model, not a curated record